This is a messenger RNA of Pelobates cultripes (western spadefoot toad), 3708 nucleotides long. Lineage: Eukaryota; Metazoa; Chordata; Amphibia; Anura; Pelobatidae. The record is from the annotation of a GenBank genome assembly.
GAAGGGCAGAGGUAAAAAAACAGAGCCAAAUCAUGCCUUUUCUUUAUUGGAGAGUUAGAAAGACGUUGUGUAACUCACUCAACCCUGUCAGCCUGUACAAAGUGUCUGGGGUUGGCAUGCUGUGUGUGCAGACACAAGACACAAAGGUUGCACAAAACUGACAUGACCAUACAGGGAAAUAGUAAUCCAGUUGACUGAGUGACAGCACAGAGAGGUGGUCCUACACAAAGAAAAUAUCCAAAAUCAAACAUUUUGACAAAGAAAGGCAACAGGAAGAAUGUCUUUGUGAAAUAACAUGGUUAUGGUGCAAAGAGUUUCCAUUUAAUGGUUGUCCUAAAGUUAAAUACCUAAUUUAAAAGCAAGCUAAAUAAUUGAAGUAGUAUGAUCAAUUGGUAACUAUUUGUAUGUGAGUUUGAUAGUAGUGUGAUCAUUGAGCCAUUCUCUCAGUGAUUACAGGGGCACUAUAGUCACCAGAACUACUACAACUUAAUGCAAAGUAUAACGCUUAUUUUAUUUGUUCUGGUGUGUAUAGUCAGUCACUGAAGGCUUUUUGCAGUAAACACUGUAUUUGUUUUUAGAGAAAAUGCAGUGUUUACAUUAUACAUCCAGUGGCCAGUCCUCAGAUGGCUGCUAGAGGUGCUUCCUGGGGCAGUGCUGCACAGUGUGACUGACAUUCAGUGUUUCCACCCUCUGUAUGGAGAUACUCUUUCCUCACAGAGAUGCAUUAAUGAGGAGAUGCCGAGUGGCCAGGGUGGUGUUUGGCUCUGCCCCAUCCCCCCUCCUUGUCUGAGAUCAUCAGAAUUGGACAAUCUCUGCAAAUCCAAUGCUUUUCUACAGGAAAGCAUUAUGAUUGGUGAGAUCAUCAUUUCUGAUUAUAUCAGCCAAUGGAACGGGGUGGGGGUAGAGCCAGCACCAGCAGACUGGAAUAAAGGUAAGAUUUUAUUAUGUUUAGGGGAAAGAGGGGGGCCAGGGGGGCUAGAUAGUGUUUUUAACAAUAUAGGGUCAAGAAUAUAUGUAUGUUCUCCUGACCCUACAGUGUUCCUUUACAGUUAUGAAUGUAAUUAAUAGACUAUUAUCCACAUCUGAUUUAUUGAAAUUAUCUGUCUAUAUUUGUGCUACCUGCAUUUCACUGAUAUUUUGUUUAUGUGAAUGUAGGAGAAUUUUACAAACAAGUCAAAUAUAGAGGAGUUCUUGAUAAUCGGAUUUGUAAACAUCCAAAAUAUUAAAAUUUUACUCUUUAUUCUUUUCAUGAUAAUUUAUCUUGUGACAUUAUCUGCAAAUAUAAUGGUUAUCUCGAUAGUAUCUAUGUGUAGAUACAUUGUCUCUCCUAUGUAUUUCUUCCUCAGCCAUCUGUCUUUCAAUGACAUGAUCAUCAUCACAAACAUUGUUCCUGAAAUGCUUUAUGUUAUAUUAAAAGAAGGAAGUACCAUAUCCUUUGCUGGCUGUUUCACUCAAAUUUACUUUUUUUCCCAAUCAACCAUUACUGAGUGCCUACUUCUUACUGUAAUGUCCUACGAUCGAUAUUUGGCCAUCUGUAACCCACUGAGAUAUUCCUCUGUCAUGGACCUGAAACUUUGUGGUUCUCUUGUAGCUUCAUCUUGGGGAUUUGGAAUACUAGCUGCAUUACCACAUAUUAUUAUUUUAAACCAAAUUACAUUUUGUGGGUUAAAAGUUGUUAAUCAUUUUUUCUGUGACCUGAUUCCAGUUCUCAGAGUUUCUUGUUCUGGUUCAUUAGCUAAUGAAAUAGUAAUCAUUGUUAUGUCUGUUCCAGUUACAUUUGUUCCAAUACUUUUUAUAACUGUGACAUAUAUCAAUAUCUUUCUUGUAAUUAUCCGGAUCUCAACCACCACCGGGAAACAGAAAGCCUUCUCUACCUGCAGCUCCCACCUGACCAUCGUAUGUCUAUAUUACGGGACAAUAGUAUUUAAUUAUGUGGUCCCACCAAAAGAAGAAUAUUUGGGUUUGCAAAAACUGAUUUCUAUGCUUUAUACUAUAGCAGCCCCUUUAUUAAACCCCAUUAUAUACAGUCUGAGAAAUGAGCAGUUUAAAGAAGCAAUAAUUCAAUUUAUUUUGAAGAGAAAAAGGGAAAAUUAAGAUAAAACUAUAUCAAACUGCAAAUAUUUAUUUACUUUAAAUAACAUAAAAAUGUAUUUAAACAAUUCAAACAGUACAUUACAUUUACCACAUUUACCACAUUUACAUUUAAAUUACUAUUAUUAAUUUGGUGGACGAACAGACAUGUAGUUGUAACCAGACACACAGGAACAGAGGGGUUGAGGGCCCUGCUCAAUGAGCUUACAUGCUAGAAGGAGUGGGGUAAAGUGACACAAAAGGUAAGGAUAGUAUUAGACUAAUAACAGUUGCAAGAGAGGAAUCAGUCGGGAGCUAUUAACAGUUUAAUUGAUACACUUUUAUGAAGAAGUGGGUUUUUAAUGAUUUUUUGAAGGAGUGGAGACUGGGUGAGCAUCUAACGGAAAAGUGAAGUGAGUUCCACAGGAAUGGUGCAGCCCUGGAGAAGUACUGAAGGCGAGCAUCAGAGGUGGGAGUACAGACAGAAGAUAGACGUAAGUCUUCAGCAGAGCAUAAGGGCCUAGACGGGACAUACUUGUGUAUUAGCAGGGAUAGAUAGGUGGGAGCAGCAUUAUCUAGAGAUUUGAAAGCAAGAACCAGAAUUUUAAAUUGAGCCCUAUAUCUUACAGGAAGCCAAUGUAGGGACUGACAGAAAGGUGAGGCAUGGGAGGUGCGGGCGGACAGGAAGAUGAGCCUCGUUGCCACAUUCAUUAUGGACUGUAACAGUGCAAGUUGGGAGCACGUAAGACCACUGAGAAGUGGAUUACAGUAGUCAAGGCAAGAAAGGACAAUGGAAUGGACCAGCACCUUAGUCGCAUCUGGCGUUGGGUUGGAUGCGUGCAAUGUUUUUGAGAUGGAAACAACAUGAAUUGGCGAUAGACUGAACAUGAGGCGUGAAGAAGAGGUCGGAGUCAAAGAGAACACCUAUGCAGCAAGCCUGCGUGGUGGAACUGAUGUUAGCACUGUUGACUUGGAGGGAGACAGACACAGGAGUAGCAACACUUGAGGGAGGAAAGACUAGUAUUUCAGUUUUGGUCAAGUUGAGUUUAACCCCUUAAGGACACAUGACAUGUGUGACGUCAUGAUUCCCUUUUUUCCAGAAGUUUGGUCCUUAAGGGGUUAAGGAAGUGGGCAGCCAUACAGUAAGAAAUAGCAGAGAGGCAGUCAGUGACACUAGUCAAGAGGGAUGGAGAGAGAACAGGAGAGAACAGGUAGAUUUGCAUGUCAUCCUCAUAGAAACGAUAUUGGAAGCCAAAGGAGUUAAUGCGUUUUCCAAGGGAGGCAGCAUAGAUAUAUAUAUAUACCACGGUAACAAAGAAUACAUUCCUCCUAGCAGCCUCAUUUUUUGAUAUUCUGCUUAAAAUAAUUCACAGGGUUUGUCUGACCUCAGUUCUCCAAUUUGAAAUUGGUCCUUCCAAUUCAAAUAAAUGUCCAAAAUACUAUAAUGAUCCUAUAUUAAAUACACACUAAACCCACUAGCCUGUGACGUUUAUGGAUUGCUUUCUUUCUGGAUGCCAGUCACUCAGUGAGCAGCAAUGAGUAAAACAUGUUGGAGUAGCAGUGACUACCCGUGCAGGUACUGUUACUGGAGACACUAUAUUUUAAUCUUUUUACCUGCAGGUCUCUCCCCUCUGCCAA